UAUAGAAAAUUUAAUUUUUAUUAUGAAUCAAAUAAUGAAAUUUGUAAGUUUUUCAACGCCAAAUAAACUCUUAGCAAAACAUGACACAACAAAAAGAAAACAUACUCGUAAAAGUAACAAGAGGGUAACAAGUGACACUUCCUUUGGACUCAGAAACACCAACCACAAGAACACCAACAAUUUAAAUCAUUCGAAUAUACGCUAUAGAAAAAUUUCAGAUGACGACUGUAAUGGUAAUGAUGGCUGUGUACAAUGUUGCUGCUGUUCCUGUACCAGGCGAUAUAACCGAUGCUGCGGAAACAGUCGAUGUUCCGCCGGCACAUCGAGCAGUCGCACCACAACCUCAACCUCAAACGCCUCAACAGCCUGUACCGGCAGCUCCUGCAUAUCCUGUUAUUUACCAAACUGCAUUUACCCAGCCUUUCACCGGAAAUUUUAUUGGCCAUACAGUACAGCAUCGAGUUCUUCCGACAAAUGUUGCAGCACCAAUUCGUGUUGCAGCACCAGUUCCUCUUGCAGCACCGAUAAUUCCUGCUGCUCCAUUGACACAUCCAUUUCUAAAAUGAAAUUACAAAACAUUGCUGAUUUAACCAA
This is a messenger RNA of Teleopsis dalmanni, 594 nucleotides long. RefSeq lists its product as uncharacterized. The transcript has a single exon. Lineage: Eukaryota; Metazoa; Arthropoda; Insecta; Diptera; Diopsidae. The record is from RefSeq and is a predicted model, not a curated record. The coding region runs from base 219 to 566 and encodes 115 amino acids.